Molecule: messenger RNA, 1195 nt
Organism: Cololabis saira (Pacific saury)
Lineage: Eukaryota; Metazoa; Chordata; Actinopteri; Beloniformes; Belonidae
Product: SH2 domain-containing protein 1A-like
Exons: 3
Coding region: 277-750 (157 amino acids)
Source: RefSeq, a predicted model, not a curated record
AGAGGUUAGUGGAGCUGCUGUCAGUUCAGGACGGUGACGACAGUUUGGGAGCUUGUUCACCACCAGAGCUCCGGCUCCCCGUGCUACUCCAGAGGACGGUGAAGAGCUAUUUAAUGAGAGGCUGGACACCUGCCAUACCUGGGUCCCCAGUUGCAGAAGACCAGAAGGCGUGCCUGCUGUGAAAUAGACAAAUUAAAUACAUUUUUGAGGAAAAAAAAAAAAGAAAGAAGAUAAGACAAGGGAGCGGGUGUUUGGAGAACAAAGUGAAAGGCUGUGAUGGAGAACCUGCCCGUGUACCACGGACCCAUCGGCAAGGAGGAGGGCGAGAGGCGGCUGGCCCAGGACGGGCGAGACGGGUGUUACCUCGUCCGCAACAGCGACACCGUGCAGGGCGUCUACUGCCUCUGCGUGCUGUGCAAAGGUUACGUCUACACAUACAGAAUCCACAAGGAUGACGCGGGCUCAUGGGCUGCAGAAACCACUCCUGGCGUGGACAAACGGUAUUUCCGCCAAAUCAAAAAUCUGAUAGCGGCCUUCCAGGCGCCGGGACAAGGACUGGCCAUGCCGCUGCUGUUCCCCGUCACGGCCCAGAGGCGAGCGCGGGCGCAGGCCGAGCCGCGGACGCCCACCGACGGCCUUUCACCCACGGCCCCCACCAGCCCCUUCCUCCAGCAGAGCCGGCCGCACGCCACCCAGGGACAGAAAAACAGGAACAAAAACAAGAAGGAGGUGCAGCAAGCUUUUGGUUAAGGGGCAAACCCUGCAGUGGUUCCUGACCUAUAAUCACGAACAAUGCCGUCAGUCGCCUGACUCCUAUUGAUGCAUUUUGCAUAGUGUUGACGUCAAUGUAAUUUUUCCCUCUUACUCAAAUCUCACUCGUCUUCCAGUGGGUUUUUUUUUUCUGCCUAUGGCGGCACAGUAAGCUCUGCAUAACUUUCAGAGAAGUGAUGUAAAAUACUGAAACAUUAAUAUCUGUUACUGCAUACGCAAGUUGACAACGGCUCUUGUGCUCUGUUUUCUUAAUGCAAUAGAGUCGUGUGAGUGAUAAAGAAAAUAAAUGAUUUUGGGUUGAAAUAAACUCUUUUAUAAAGGGUCACGCUCGCACAGCCACACACACACCCGGGCCCCCGUCUGACACAUAAUGUGGAGCAAAAAAUUCAAUUUGACAUAGUAAAGUGCUGAUUUCCAUGGAGAG